Molecule: messenger RNA, 2725 nt
Organism: Sapajus apella (tufted capuchin)
Lineage: Eukaryota; Metazoa; Chordata; Mammalia; Primates; Cebidae
Gene: EPB42
Product: erythrocyte membrane protein band 4.2
Exons: 13
Coding region: 570-2645 (691 amino acids)
Biological process (GO): peptide cross-linking
Molecular function (GO): protein-glutamine gamma-glutamyltransferase activity
Source: RefSeq, a predicted model, not a curated record
CUUUCACACAGUUAAAUUCCAGACACACAUGUUCUCUCUAUUAUCAAAACAGCCCAUGAACAUCUAGCAGCUUGCAGCCCCUGACAUGUUUAGGGCCUGAGAUUUGGAGUUGGAUAUGGGCCUCCUGUUUGUGGCAUCCUCUCUUCCAGAGUCUUCCAGUGCAGUCCCGAUGACAUCUCUGAGAGCCUCUUGAAGCCACUGAAGCAAUAGGCUUCAAGGUUUCCUCUAGGCUUCUCCAGUUGGCAGGUCUUCCCCAUUCCACCCCCCUCCUCCAGGGCUGCCAGACAUAUCCCUGCCUGGGCCUCCUGGCACAAAAGAUAAAAUGAACAGGGUUACUCCCAGCAACUGGUCCAGGAGAUACCAGCAGGGAGGGAGUAGGAGAGAAUAAACCUGUCAGUGUGUCACAGGAGUAGUGGAAGGAAGUUUCGUUAUUUCCAGCCUCUUAAGCCAGCAAAAGUGCAUUCAUCAUUUUCUGACUGGAAGAGAGAAGGCACAGAAGGAGCCCAGAAGCAACAGUUCAAGACAGGUGCUUCCUACGGCCAAGUGGAUAAGAGGAGCAGCCUGCAGCCAUGGGACAGGCAGCCCUGGGUAUCAAGAGCUGCGACUUUCAGGUAGCAAGAAACAAUGAGGAGCACCACACCAAGGCCCUCAGCUCCCGGCGCCUCUUUGUGAGGAGGGGGCAGCCUUUCACCAUCAUCCUGCACUUCCGUGCUCCAGUCCACGCAUUUCUGCCUGCUCUGAAGAAGGUGGCCCUCACUGCACAAACUGGAGAGCAGCCUUCCAAGGUCAACAAGACCCAAGCCACAUUCCAGAUUUCUAGUCUGGGGGACCAAAAGUUGUGGAGUGCAGUGGUGGAGGAGAGAGAUGCCCAGUCCUGGACCAUCUCUGUGACCACACCUGCGGACGCUGUCAUUGGCCACUACUCGCUUCUGCUGCAGUUCUCAGGCAGGAAGCCAUGCCUCCUGGGCCAGUUCACGUUGCUCUUUAACCCCUGGAAUAGAGAUGAUGCUGUGUUCCUGAACAAUGAGGCUCAGCGCAGGGAGUACUUGUUGAACCAGAAUGGUCUCAUCUACCUGGGCACAGCUGACUGCAUCCAGGCAGAGUCCUGGGACUUUGGCCAGUUUGAGGGGGAUGUCAUUGACCUCAGUCUGCGCUUGCUGAAUGAGGACAAGCAUAUAGAGAAGUGGAGCCAGCCGGUGCACGUGGCCCGUGUGUUGGGUGCCUUGCUGCAUGCUCUCAAGGAGAAGAGGGUCCUGCCCACCCCGCAGACCCAAGCCACCGAGGAAGGAGCCUUGCUGAAUAAGCGACGGGGCAGUGUGCCCAUCCUGCGGCAGUGGCUCACCGGCCGAGGCCGACCUGUGUAUGAUGGCCAGGCCUGGGUGUUGGCCGCUGUUGCUUGCACAGUGCUGCGAUGCCUGGGAAUCCCUGCCCGCGUGGUGACCACCUUUGCCUCAGCACAGGGCACCGGUGGGCGUUUGCUCCUAGAUGAAUACUAUAAUGAGGAGGGACUUCAGAACGGAGAAGGCCAGAGAGGCAGAAUCUGGAUCUUCCAGACUUCCACAGAGUGCUGGAUGACACGGCCUGCCUUGCCCCAGGGUUAUGAUGGAUGGCAGAUUCUGCACCCAUGUGCUCCUAAUGGAGGUAGAGUCCUGGGGUCCUGUGAUCUGGUGCCAGUCAGAGCAGUCAAGGAAGGGAUGCUGGGGCUGACCCCUGCAGUGUCAGACCUCUUUGCUGCCAUAAAUGCCUCAUGUGUGGUCUGGAAGUGCCGUGAGGAUGGGAAACUGGAGUUGACUGACUCCAACACAAAGUAUGUUGGCAACAACAUCAGCACCAAGGGUGUGGGCAGUGACCGCUGUGAGGACAUCACUCAGAACUACAAGUAUCCUGAAGGUUCUCUUCAGGAAAAAGAGGUGCUGGAGCGAGUCAAGAAAGAGAGAAUGAAAUUUGGGAAAGACAAUGGCAUCUGUCCUCCCAGUUUCCAGACUGCCAAUCCUCUGUACCUGUUCUUGAAAGCACCCAGCUCCCUACCCUUGAGAGGGGAUGGCCAGAUCUCAGUGACGCUGAUUAACCACAGUGAGCAGAAGGCAGUGCAGCUGGCAAUUGGGGUCCAGGCUGUGCACUACAACGGUGUCCUUGCUGCCGAGCUCUGGAGGAAGAAGCUGUCCCUCACACUCAGUGACAACCUGGAAAAGACAAUAACCAUUGGCCUGUUAUUCUCCUAUUUUGAGCAAAAUGUACCUGAGAACACCUUCCUUAGACUCACCGCCAUGGCAACAUACUCUGAGUCCAGCCUUAGCUGCUUUGCUCAGGAAGACAUUGCCAUUUGUAAACCACACCUUGCCAUCAAGAUGCCAGAGAAAGCAGAGCAAUAUCAACCCCUCACAGCCUCAGUCAGCAUCCAGAAUUCCCUAGAUGCCCCCAUGGAGGACUGUGUGAUCUCCAUCCUGGGAAGGGGGCUCAUUCACAGGGAGAGGAGCUACAGAUUCGGUUCAGUGUGGCCCGAAAACACCAUGUGUACCCAGUUCCAGUUCACGCCGACACACUUGGGGCUCCAGAGGCUCACUGUGGAAGUGGACUGCAACAUGUUCCAGAACCUAACCAACUAUCAAAGUGUCACUGUGGUAGCCCCUGAACUGUCAGCUUAAACUUCAGCUCUAGCACCACUCUCCUGCCAGCCCUUGAUUCUACAAUCUAAAUCAAACAUGUGCUAGGAAGAGAAACUUUG